AUGGCAAACAAAUACCUUGCUUUGUUGUUGGUGGUGUGCCUUAUAGCCGCUGCAAGUGUUGAUGCCCAAGAAUCCAAAUGCCUUCACAAUUGUCUUCAAUAUGAAUGCAGCAAUGACACCACCUGGUGUAGGUUCAUUUGUAUGUACGCUUGUCUAGGAGCAGGGCUAUCAAAGCAAGGAGCACCAGCAGCAGCACCAUUACCAUCAAGGAAGGUUAAAGAGACAAUGCAAGAGCUUCAUUAA
Sphenostylis stenocarpa is the source of this 243-nucleotide messenger RNA. The record is from the annotation of a GenBank genome assembly. NCBI's taxonomy places the organism in Eukaryota, Viridiplantae, Streptophyta, Magnoliopsida, Fabales, Fabaceae.